CGAAUGAUGACAGAGGAAGUAAAAAAAGGGCGUGGUCAACCGUCUACACAUCUUCCAUUUUCUCUCCGUUUACGAGGCACCGGUGGAUGCAAUCCUCUGUUCAACUCUAAUUGGAUGUGAUAUACAAGUUCAAUAUGAACACUAAGAUUCUGUUACGAGAGGUGACGAUUUUACUGUUUCUUUACCUCAGAGGUUGUGCCACUGAAACACCUGCACCUGUUUCCACAUCCCCUGGACUCACAGAAAAUGUUUACACAACUGCCACAGAUAUGAUAAAAGACCCAGUCACCAUUGAGCAACAGUAUUACACCGCACCUGCGACGGACCAAAAUAUCUCCACCACCUCCACCUUGACCCCUACAGUGACCACAAAUGAGACGUCUACAGUAACCACCAAUGAAACGUCUACAGUCAGUACAAGAACACAAACGAAGACCUACACAUCCAGAACUUCCAACACCAAGUCUACUGUGUGGGACAAGAGAUGGGAUGAACCGUUUAAUUAUGACUACGCCUCUCUCCGGAAAGUAGGUUUAGGCAUUGCAGCGAUUCUCUUUGUGAUGGGCAUCUUGGUUCUUGGAUGUGGUAAAGUGAAACGGAUACCACAAUGUCGCAUUGGCAAAGGAAGUUCCUACGAAGUGACCAGAAGUUAGCGCUCGAUCACAGCUCAUCAUCAAUAAAACCAAACAGAUGAAAACAGAGCAGCCAGUUAGACCUGUUCUGACUGCAGUCAGGCCUACAUACUUCAAUUUCCCCCUUGUGACAAAACAAGGCCAAGAUGGAGAGAUCGUGUGCGUGAGUGUGUUCAUUAUUUCAAACCGAUCUCUGGGUAUAUCAGACAAAGGAGCUGGGGAAUAUACGCCAGCGGUAACGCUUCAACACAUCCCAGUGUAAUCACACAUCUCAGACAUAAAAUCCCUUCAUCCCCCCAGCACCAAACGGCUCUGUUUAAACGUCAAACUUUGUUCAACACAGACCUGUACUUGCUUUUUAUUAUUAAAAUUUUUGCAUCUUCA
This is a messenger RNA of Triplophysa dalaica, 1016 nucleotides long. Its product is annotated as FXYD domain-containing ion transport regulator 5-like. The transcript has 9 exons. Gene Ontology annotation, molecular function: sodium channel regulator activity. Lineage: Eukaryota; Metazoa; Chordata; Actinopteri; Cypriniformes; Nemacheilidae. Gene Ontology annotation, cellular component: membrane. The record is from RefSeq and is a predicted model, not a curated record. Bases 135 to 653 code for a protein of 172 amino acids. Gene Ontology annotation, biological process: regulation of sodium ion transmembrane transporter activity.